This is a messenger RNA of Contarinia nasturtii (swede midge), 2271 nucleotides long. RefSeq names its product RNA polymerase II-associated protein 1-like. Gene Ontology annotation, cellular component: nucleus. The record is from RefSeq and is a predicted model, not a curated record. Lineage: Eukaryota; Metazoa; Arthropoda; Insecta; Diptera; Cecidomyiidae. The transcript has 8 exons. Gene Ontology annotation, biological process: transcription by RNA polymerase II. Bases 119 to 1969 code for a protein of 616 amino acids.
ACCUAAAUUCGCCUACAACAGAGGUAAACAUUCAAUUGAGUCGCAAAAGAUGUUAAAUAUUCUUAAAGAAUUACUUUUGAAUUUGUUACGAAUUUUGUAUUUAUAAAAACUGAGCAAAAUGAUAAAACGACCAAAAACAACCGAUACCGAGGAUGAUAUAUUGCAAAUGCAAAAUGAAUUUCUCAACGAACAAAAACAGACUAAAAGUUAUCAACCGGCUGCAAAAUUAGUCAAAGUAGAAUCGACAAAAAAAUUAUCAAAGUUUGCCCAAGAAAGAGCAAAGCAAUCUAAACUAUCCGACAAAGAAAAAACCAACACAGAGGGUCAUUCCACCUCAACCAAUAUCAUAAUUGGAAAUAUAGUCGAGCGUACAGAAGGCAUUGGUUCUGUGCAAAGUGAUAUCGAGCAUAUGUCAUUUGACGAUUCAGAAGGUUUUCCAAAACCCCAAAGGAUCGACCAGAAGGUUAAAAUUGAGCCAUCUACAACAAAGAGUAUAUUUGCUCAGCUCCAUUCCAAAAAUGUCAAUCAAACGGCUAGUACAAGUUCAUCGCAACAAACAGAGAAAUCGCAAGUGGAUUUCGGAAUGAAAUCGCACAUUGUACAAAACUCGGAUGCAGUGGCGAUUCACAGGGAAAAUACCGAAUUUCUUCAAAAACUAAGCGAAGACGAAAUUCUAGAAGAAAGAAAGCGUUUAUUGGGAACAAUGGAUCCGUCAAUUGUCCAAUUCUUGAAGGAAAAGCGCAAAGCAAAGUUGUCAAAAUUAACGGAACACGUCAGUAAUGAUGUCGAAAUGAAGGAGACACAAGUUGAGUCGAUGCCUGACAUUGAUGUUCUCAAAGAUGAAAAUAGCAAAAAUUGGUUACAUUUUGAUGUUGUUGAACCAAGCAAGUUAGAGUGGAUGCGUGAUUUACCAAAUAAUAUGCCCGAGCUCAAACCUGGCGAACAAUAUGAAGCACGAUUCGAUUGGAAAGGUGUACUUUUGCCGUUUAAGCCCAAGGAAAAUGAUGCAACGACCAAUUCAACGGAAUUAUAUUUACAUGGUGAUGAUUCACAUCGUCCUGGAUACACAUUGCAAGAGCUAUUUCGAUUGGCUCGGUCAACUAUAGUGCAGCAGCGAAUAUCGGCCCUCAAAGCGGUUGGUGGCAUUUUGAGUAUUUACAACCAGGGCUAUUAUGAUGGCAUUUUUGAGCUACCCAUUUCGAAAAUGUUCUUUUUACUGCGAUACGCUUUUGAUGACAAUACGCCAGCAAUGCUUGAGGAAUCAGCGAAAGCACUAUCAGCACUUUUUUAUAAUGAAACUGAUGAGGUGCUACUUGACAUGACCUAUGACUGCUCAUUCGAUGGUCUGGAACCAACGAUGGAAAUCGAAAGUGACGAAACAAUAACCGAAAAUACAAAUCUUGAGAAACAAUUUUCCAAUAUGUCAAUAAAAUCGAAUGUGAUGCAGACAAAUGUUAACGAUGAUGAUGAUAAUUUAUCGUCAAUGAAUGAUUUUCAUUUGGCUGAAACCGAUUUAGUAAAAUUAUUUCUUCGGACAAAUAUUUUGCAACGCAUCACUUAUAUACUUACAACAAUGGAGCUCGACAAUACCACAAACUUGAGCUGUAUAAAGAUAUUGAUUCGCUUAGCUCGUACAAGCCGAGAAGUAACCGAGCGCAUUUUCUCAUACUCAAAUCUGAUCAAAGUUUUGGUCAAUCAAUUUACAAAAUUUGGUACAGCCGCAGACGGCACAAGUUCCCGAAUUCAAAAGACGAAUACCUUCACAUUGAAAUUGUUUCGGAUAUUCUGUUCUUACGGAGAGCGAUUUAUUGAUCAAUUACGAAAUCAAGGAUUGAUAUCGCUGCUGAAAACUGCAAUUUUCGUUCAAGAGAACAGCAUUACGGUUCAAACUGUGAAAAUGCAAAUCGAAGCUAUACGCUGCACUCGAAUGAUUGUUACAAUAACAAAGUCGGAUGAAUUGAUAGAGUAAGUAAUUUGUAUCACAUUUAUUUCUUGAUGAUGAAUUUCAAUUAGAGGUGCCCACUGAACUGAACCGUUCAUGUUCGUUCGGUUCAUUCGAAUUUGAACCGAAUAUGAACCGAAUAUGAACGGCAUGUUUACAUAUUUUGAACAAUUUGAACUAAACGCGAAUGAACAUGAACAGAUUUUUUUUAUUUCGAACGAACCUGAACAAACGAGAACUGUUCAGUUGAAUUCUCGAGAAUAAAAACAGAAUAUAAAUAGUUACUUAUCAGAGCGAAACAAAGCGUAUUUUUCUACAUAGAUUUGAUG